Messenger RNA from Camellia sinensis, 1526 nucleotides. Lineage: Eukaryota; Viridiplantae; Streptophyta; Magnoliopsida; Ericales; Theaceae. The record is from RefSeq and is a predicted model, not a curated record.
UCAAAUCAUUGGGCCACGCAAAUUCGUGCUUCUCAGCUCCUGACCCAAACAUCCUCAACAGCUCUCUCUCUCUCUCUCUCUCUCUCUAAACAUCUCCAUUUCUGCAACUUCUCUCUCAUCGAACCUUGGUGAUCAUGGCCGCCAGCGACGAGUUCGUCAAGGGAAGUGUCCUCCCGAACGGCGUCGCUGUCAUCACUCUCGAUCGCCCCAAAGCCCUCAACGCCAUGAACAUAGAUAUGGAUGUCAAAUUCAAAAGCUUUCUUGAUCAGUGGGAAGUGGAUCCUAAAGUGAAAUGUGUUCUAGUUGAGAGCAGCUCACCACGUGCCUUCUCAGCAGGAAUGGAUAUUAAAGGGGUUGUUGCUGAAAUUCGAAAGGACAAAACUACACCUCUUGUGCAGAAGGUAUACGCUGCAGAAUAUUCUCUAAUAUGUAAAAUUUCUGAGUACAAAAAGCCAUAUAUAUGCUUCAUGGAUGGGAUAACAAUGGGCUUUGGAAUUGGCCUAUCUGGUCAUGGUCUCUACCGGCUCAUCACAGAGAGGACUCUUCUUGCUAUGCCAGAAAAUGGGAUUGGCUUAUUCCCAGAUGUUGGGUUCGCUUGCAUAGCAGCACAAACACCAGGAGAAGGAUCAGUUGGUGCUUAUCUUGGAUUGACUGGAAAAAGGAUUUCUACACCUGCUGAUGCACUAUAUGUAGGACUUGGAACACACUAUGUACCAUCUGGGAACCUGGGUUCAUUAAAGGAGGCUCUCUUAGCAGCCAACUUUUCGCAGGAUCCACAUGAAGACAUCGUAACAAUUUUGGCAAAUUACAGCAGUAACCCAGAGUCUGAGCCCCAGUUGAAGCAGCUUUUACCUCAAAUCGUUUCAUCCUUCUGUGGGAACAAAUCUGUUACUGAAACAAUCGAAGAGCUGAAAAAGCAUCAACUGAGUACCAAUGCCACAGUAACAGAGUGGGCAAAGGAAGCCCUUACAGGGCUUGGAAAAGGUGCUCCCUUUUCUCUCUGCUUAACGCAAAAAUAUUUCUCUAGAGUUGCAUCUGCCCAUGGAAAAAAUGACAAUGAUCUAUCCAAUUUAAGUGGCAUAAUGAAAAUUGAAUAUCGCAUUGCUAUAAGGUCAUCCCUUCGGGAUGAUUUUGCUGAAGGUGUCCGGGCAGUCUUGGUAGACAAGGAUCAGAACCCAAAGUGGAACCCUCCAAGGCUCGAGGAAGUUAACCCGAGGGAGGUUGAAGCACUCUUUGAGCCACUGUCAUCAGAACUUGAGGAACUGAAAGUUUGAGCUUCAUCUGUUUACUUGUCCUAGUGUCUUUGCUUCAAUUAUGGUACGAAGAAUUAUUUUUUAUUAUUAUUAGAACAUAUUGGACAUUAGUAAAAAUAAAUCAUAUAUUUUAUGGCCAUUAAUUCUAGUAUAAUAUUGCUGCUUAGUAUAUUUGUUUGAACUAUUAGUGAGCCUCAUAUCAUAUGUACAUGUCACUUGUUUGUAUUUAGACACAAAAUUAUUAUGGGUGAGAGAAAAUUGUCAUAUAUUUUA